ACUAAACAAGCUGCACGCGCCGAACACAGAGGGCGGGACGGCAUAUUUUCUGCGAGGCAAAAAGACUGGAGUGGAGAGCGAUGUUUCUUCAGGCUCCGCAACCCGGCCAAGUGCCAGGAAAAGCCCCGAAAACAUGUCAACUUACACAAAAAGCACCAUAUGAAUUAAAGCGGGAGCGAAAAUUUUUAACCAGAUGGAAAGAUGAAUUCGACUGGGUUAUUUAUGAAGACGGAGAAAUGUUCUGUGGCGUCUGUCGGCGGCAACCCAACCUGGCUGACAACUCAUCUUCAUUGGUCAAAGGGACAAGUGCCUUUAGACAUGACACACUGCUGUCCCACGGGCUCAGCAAACGUCACCAGCACUGUGCUGUUGCAGAAAAGGCAAAAUGUCCUAAUGCAGAAGUGCCAACUAUAGUCCAAAGUGUACAAAAAAUGGACCCAGCCUUUUUUAAUAAAAUGAAAAACGUUAUGCACACAGCCUAUUACGUUGCAAAGCAGGAGCAACCCUUCACUCAAUUUCCUGAACUUUUUGGGCUCAUCAACAGGACUGGUGGGACACUCCCAGACAGCUACAAUUCAGACAAAGCAUGUGCUCGCUUCAUUUGUAACAUAUAUGAUGUGGAGAGGGAAAAGCUCAUGGAGAAGUUGAGAAAAGCCAAACAUUUCUCCAUCAUGAUUGAUGGGGCAACUGAUGGUGGCACCAUUGAAAAUGAAGCUGUCUAUAUCCGCUUCAUGGCAGACGAGGGUCCAGUAAAUGCUUUCCUCUCCAUUCAAGCUGUUAAGCAUGGAAAUGCUUCUGGGAUCCUUGAUGCCAUCUAUGCAGCAUUUGGAGAAGCUGGCAUUGAUGACUGGAAAGAACGGCUAGUGGGAUUUGGCAGCGAUGGAGCAGCAGUCAAUGUCGGAUGCAGAAAUGGGGUGGCAGCGCAGCUUCUAAGGGACAUUCCAUACCUCAUCUCCAUACACUGUGUUGCUCAUCGCCUGGAGCUGGGUGUGACUAAAGCAAUUAAAGAAAAUGCCAACAUGGUACAGCUUCAGAAUACACUAAAGAACCUAUAUCAGGGCUCGACAUUAAGGCUUGUCCGCUUGUCCGGGACAAGUGGAUUUUUUCUAGGACAAGUGUAUGAGAAAAUUAGUUGUCCGACUGGACAAGUUAAAUUUCAAACAAUGUUACUUAACGUUAUGUGGCGUUAACGACAGAGCAGAACGCGCAGCGCAAACACCGAGCGGAAUAUUGAACAGAGAGCGCGCCGACACACACACUCGUUUACAUGUUACUGUUAUUGUUACUAAACAUGCUGCACGCGCAUUAACCUGAAGGACGAACACGGAGGGGCGGGAGUCGCGGGAUGGCGUGGAGUGGAGAGUGAUGUUUCUUCGGGCUCCGGCAUGAAUAAUAACUGACAGGCACUUCAACCGCGUUUUCAUCACUGUGUGUCAAAGCGAUUUAAGUCCGUAUUUUUCUCUUCUAAAGUUCGGUAAAAACACAAUGGGCUUUAAAUCUUGUUUAAGAAUCUGUUUUAUAAUGAGAAUCUCUCUCGCCUAUAUGUGUGGGUGCACUGCGCCUGCGCGACAGCUGAUUUGAAUCUGACAAGAGUUCGUCACUGUACAUUAAAAUCCCACACAAACAUUACAGCGUAAAUGCUAGGAUUAAGAUUGAUUUUAUAUAUAACAGAUAAUCUAGAUACAUUUACCCUAAUAAGUUUUUUAAAACAUGGUAAUGUUUUAAUUUUUUUUGGUUUAGUGUUUAAUGUCAGACAAUCAUUGAAAUGUGGGCAGCAGAUAUAGCAUCCUUCUUCAGAAAGAGUAACAAGAAGCAGCCAAAUGAAUCUUAGUGAAAUACAUUUCAGUGGCCUACAAAAUUCACAUGAUUUUCUUGUCUCUAUAGUAUUUUCAGCAAUGGGAGAUAUAAAUCCUGGUUUCAAAGUAAAUUUCAAAAGUUUUAUUUGAUUAAAUAGUUUAAAAAAAACAUGAGGUUGAAUUAUGACUAUAAAUUGUAUGUUAAUCUCAAUUCAUUUUAAUUAAAAUUCAAGUAUUGUAGCAAUUAUAUGUUAUACAUUAUUCUGAUUAACACACCUAUAAUACUUCAAAGUAUUUUAAGGUUGGAUGAUAGAGAUUUUAUAUGCCACCCCAGAGUAACUGCUGGCCCCUGCCUGGCCACCCCUAUGGAAAAUCCCUUGCUCCGCCACUGAAUAGCAAAACACAAAAAUACAUAAUAUUAUAAAUCUUUACCCGGACAAGUGACUUUUGUGCAUGGACAAGUGAAACACAAAUUUACUUGUCCGAAGGACAAGUUGCUCAAAAAGUUAAUGUCAAGCCCUGUAGAUAGGUACAUUUCCUGAAGAAAAUGUGAAGUGGUGCUUGCCGUGGCAAAAUUCUGGGGGCAAUGUAUGAUUAUACUCCGAGUCACGAGUCAAACGUCUCUACGAUGUUCUGAUGUGGAUAUAUAAGGCUUUGUUUAUUGAAGGUAGUAUGAUUAGCAUGAUGUUAGCAUAAUUAACGUGAAGGUAGUAUGAUGUUAACAUGAUUAGCAUGAAGCUAGCAUAAAGCGAACAUCAUUAGCAUGAAGCUAACAUGAUGUUAAUAUGAUUAGCAUGAAGUUAGCAUGAUGUUAGCAUGAUUAUCAGGAAGUUGGCAUGAUGAUAGCAUGAUUAGCAUGAAGUUAGCAUGAAGUUAGCAUGAAGCUAGCAUGAUGUUAACAUGAGUAGCAUGAAGCUAGCAUGAAGCUAACAUGAUUAGCAUGAAGUUAGCAUGAAGCUAGCAUUAAGCUAGCAUGAUUAGCAUGAAGCUAGCAUGAUUAGCAUGAAGCUAGCAUGAUUAGCAUGAUGUUAGCAUGAUUAGCAUGAUUAGCAUGAUGUUAGCAUGAUUAGCAUGAAGUUAGCAUGAAGCUAGCAUGAUGUUAACAUGAUUAGCAUGAAGCUAGCAUGAAGCUAACAUGAUUAGCAUAAAGUUAGCAUGAUUAGCAUGAAGCUAGCAUGAUGUUAACAUGAUGUUAGCAUGAUUAGCAUGAAGUUAGCAUGAAGCUAGCAUGAGGCUAGCAUGAUUAGCAUGAAGCUAGCAUGAAGCUAACAUGAUUAGCAUGAAGUUAGCAUGAUGUUAGCAUGAUUAUCAGGAAGUUGGCAUGAUGUUAGCAUGAUUAGCAUGAAGUUAGCAUGAAGCUAGCAUGAUGUUAACAUGAUUAGCAUGAAGCUAGCAUGAAGCUAACAUGAUUACCAUGAAGUUAGCAUGAAGCUAGCAUUAAGCUAGCAUGAUUAGCAUGAAGCUAGCAUGAAGCUAGCAUGAUUAGCAUGAAGCUAGCAUGAUUAGCAUGAUGUUAGCAUGAUUAGCAUGAUGUUAGCAUGAUUAGCAUGAAGUUAGCAUGAAGCUAGCAUGAAGCUAGCAUGAUUAGCAUGAAGCUAGCAUGAAGCUAACAUGAUUAGCAUGAAGUUAGCAUGAUUAGCAUGAAGCUAGCAUGAUGUUAGCAUGAUGUUAGCAUGAUUAACAUGAUGUUAGCAUGAAGCUAGCAUGAAGCUAGCAUGAUUAGCAUGAAGCUAGCAUGAAGCUAACAUGAUUAGCAUGAGGCUAGCAUGAUUAGCAUCAAGCUAGCAUGAUAUUAACAUGAUUAGCAUGAAGUUAGCAUGAUGUUAGAAUGAUUAGCAUAAAGAUAGCAUGAUGUUAGCAUGAUUAGCAUGAAGCUAGCAUGAUGUUAGCAUGAUUAGCAAGAAGUUAACAUGAAGUUAGCAUGAAGCUAGCAUGAUUUAACGUGAAGUUAGCAAGAUUUAUUAUGAAAUUAGCAUUAAGCUAGCAUGAAACUAGCAUGAAGCUAGUAUGACUUAGCAUUAAGCUAGCAUGAAGCUAACAUGACCCAAAGACCCAACCCCCAUGUCUCUAUGAUGUUCGGAUCCAGAGAUAUAAGGCUUUGUUUAUUAUGUUGC
Misgurnus anguillicaudatus (oriental weatherfish) is the source of this 3910-nucleotide messenger RNA. Its product is annotated as zinc finger protein 862-like. Lineage: Eukaryota; Metazoa; Chordata; Actinopteri; Cypriniformes; Cobitidae. The record is from RefSeq and is a predicted model, not a curated record.